Molecule: messenger RNA, 2301 nt
Organism: Penicillium alfredii
Lineage: Eukaryota; Fungi; Ascomycota; Eurotiomycetes; Eurotiales; Aspergillaceae
Product: zinc knuckle domain protein
Exons: 2
Coding region: 1-2301 (766 amino acids)
Molecular function (GO): nucleic acid binding; RNA-DNA hybrid ribonuclease activity
Source: RefSeq, a predicted model, not a curated record
AUGGCUGCUGGCUUCCCUCAGUUGUUAAACACGUUUUUCAAAAUUAUUAAAUGUCUCUCAGUUUGCGAAACGGAGGGUCUGCUCCCUCGAACCCACCUAGGUGGUCGAAGGGGCAUAUCCACCUAUCAUGCGAUCCAUAUCAUCAUCGACCGCAUCAAAACUGCAUGGGGAAAAGGCAAACCCAUAGUGUCCCUGCUGAUGCUAGAUGUCUCCGGGGCCUACGACAAUGUCUCUCAUGCUCGCCUACUCCAUAACCUCAAGAAACGACGUCUGGGGCACCUCGUCCCCUGGGUUAGGGCUUUUUUGUCCAAACGCAGCACGAGAAUCCGCAUGCCUGAAGGCAUGUCCGAUACAAUUCCAACGCCCACAGGGAUCCCGCAGGGUUCGCCGAUAUCACCAAUUCUCUAUCGGAUCUACAAUGCAGACCUCAUUGAGAACUGUGGCUCAGGUGUCAUUAGCAGUGGCUGGGUCGACGAUGUCUGCUUUAUGGCCAAAGGGGACAGCGAACACGAGACCCUCAAGAAGCUCAAGGCCGCAUGUCACAAAGCCGACCAGUGGGCUGAGAAACAUGCAUCAGUCUUCGACCCCAAAAAGUACGCUCUCAUACAUUUUGUGAACACCAAAGAGGUUGACCCACAAUAUCUUCCACUGCGUCUACGAGAACACACGGUACCAGCCACAGAGACGGCCGAACGAUAUCUGGGUUACUGGUUAGAUCCGAACCUGGAAUUUCAUCAUCACCACGAGAAAGCCGUGGCGAAAGCCAGCGUCUCCCUUAGAGCACUACGAAGCUUGGCAGGCUCGACGUGGGGAGCCUCGCUGUAUGCCAUGCGCAGAAUUUAUCAAGGGGUAAUCAUACCACAGAUGCUCUUUGGCGUCUCCGUAUGGUAUCAGCCUAUGCACGUUAGCAAAUCUAAGGCCCAAUCAAUCUGUCGGCCUUUUGCGGCCAUCCAAAAACAAGCUGCUUGUCUUAUUAGUGGAGCUUUCAGAACCACAGCGGCGGAGGCACUGAACGCGGAGCUUCACCUACCACCCAUCUCGAUCCACGUGAACCGAUUGGUCAAAGAAAUAGCCCUCCGUCUGCGAACGGGACCUGAGCUCGGCAUACCGCCAACUAUGGUGCGACGCCGACCGGCACACGAAAGAGCAUGGACUGGAUGGACACCAAUGGAGGCGCAAGCCUGGAAAAUGGGCGGAUGCCUCACGGCUCUCCCGGACACUUUGGCGAUUAACUGGGAGAGUCGAAAGGCAUUCGUCCUGGCACCAUGGCAAGCGCCGCCGGAGGUGAUCAUCCAAGACAGAGAAGCAGCAGUAGCAUUUCAUGAACAGAUGGUGGUGAAGGCACCAAGAGAGCGGCCCCUAAUACUCUACACCGACGGAAGUGGAAUCGAAGGAAGAGUGGGAGCAGCGGCGGUGAUCGACCUCGAAGACCAUGUCGCCCACAGUCAGAUGGGCGACGAUAACACAACGACCGUGUACGCCGCGGAACUACACGCCAUCGAGAUAGCGCUGGAGUCAGUUAUCAAUAGUACGGAACCCUGGGUUGCACAAGCAAAGAAUGGUCUGGUCAUAUUUGCGGACAGCCAAGCUGCGCUGAAAGCGCUCCGCCGACCUCGCAUGCCUUCAGGUCAAGUGUACCUGAUAGGAUGUCUGGACCUCAUCCGCCGGCUGGCAGAGAGAGGAAUUAAAACCGAACUCAGGUGGAUCCCAGCCCACCAAGGAGUACUGGGCAACGAGAUCGUAGACCAGCACGCAAAAGAAGCGGCCCAGGCACCCGACGAUCCACAAAACCCUCUUAAUCGAUACAUUCGCCUCGCGGCAGCAACAAAGCGCCGAUUCCGCCAAGAGGCAAAGAUCGAGUGGGAGAGAGCAUGGGCAUCAGAGAAAACCGGACGACCAACCAGAAGGUUGAUCGAGACACCGAACAAGAAAACACUGGAAUACUGGUCGGGCUUACGCAAAACAACUGCAUCCGUCUUGAUGCAAUUGCGGACCGGGCGCAUCGGACUGAAUGCGUAUCUAGCUCGCAUCAAUCGGCGCGAGACCGCACGAUGCGAUUGCGACUUGGGCAACCAGACAGUGACACACGUCCUACUUGAGUGCCCGUUGCAUCAAGAGGAGCGCGCCAAGAUGCGCAAUGCCCUGUCUGAGCAGGGCAUCACGCUCCGCCAUGAGGAAUUGUUGACGCGCCUGAAGGCGCGCACAAUUGUAGCGGAGUUCAUGAUCAGAACCAAUCUCCUGGGUCAGUUCCAGGGGCUGGAUCCAAUAGCUAUCGGAGCGGAAGAAGUAGAGAAAGAAUGA